AUGUACGAUUGCUUUUACUUCAAAUCUAGGCACAUGUUCUAUUACAAGGGCUGGAUUGAAGGAGCAUCCUCUCCCGCCUCCGAAUUCGAGACCAAGCCAGCCGCCACCUCCCAAACACUCUCUACCUCCGUCAACUCCUACACCCUCUCCUCCUCCGCCGUCGUCACGCCAGACGGCAGAUUUGAGAAUGCGAGAAUCGUCAAGGCCUUUAAAUCAAUACAGAGAUUCAAAAGCAAAAUAAAAUGUGAUCCGCCGCAUUACCGAUUCCUGAAUGAAUGGAGUGAGAGGGAAACUCCUGAAGAAGCACAAUCCAUUAAACUAGUUGUGUAUCUCAAGCAGCCUGACCGCGUUCUUCAGCGGAUAUCAAGAGAUGAGUUCCAAUCAGUUUUAGAGAAUCAGUGGGUCGAACCUCCGAGUGACACUCUGCCGACCACCACCAAGGAGGGCUGGAUCGGAGUUCGAGAGACAGAUUAUAAAGAUGGGAUAAAACUUGAUGAUUCGGGUGAUUAUUUCGUUGAAGAUAAAGAGAAUUUGGGGCGGCCGCAGGUUAUAGCUCUGUUUCCCGGCGGCCAAUUGAAAGAAGCUUCUGGUAGGGGCGGCAUCGAAGAAGGGGGGAUUUGUGACGAAAAUGAAGAAACUUUGGGGUCAUUCAAGAAAAUGCCGUUGUUAGAGAUUGACAUCUCGUCUUUCCGUCGGCCGGACAUGAAUUCCAACACCCUCUUCAACCCAAACCUGUUGGCCGCGUUCAAGAUCGCGGCGAAGGAGUUUAUGGACCGGAUUGAGGAAGAAAGAAGAGAGACAAUCGCUAGCUUAGAAGAGGAUCGGCUUCGAAGAAGCAGGGAAGGCAGCGGAACAGAGCAAGCAAGUAGUCUGAAACAGAGCAACAUAGCAAAGAGAAAGUGA
Linum tenue is the source of this 903-nucleotide messenger RNA. NCBI's taxonomy places the organism in Eukaryota, Viridiplantae, Streptophyta, Magnoliopsida, Malpighiales, Linaceae. The record is from the annotation of a GenBank genome assembly.